AUGGAACACCGCGUCGGCGCCGUCGUGACGAGGCUCUGUCUGACACACCGCUGGUCAGCCGGUUGGUGGUGGAACGUCACAUCGGCAUCGUCUAGACGAGGCUCCGCCUGGUACGCCGUUGAUCAGCCGGUGGGAUGGAUCUCCGAAUUGGCACCGUCGACACGCGCCCAUCUGGUGCAACGUAGGAGACCGCAGGCUUGCGGCAAUGCCGUAAGCCAUUGGCAAAUUCGAGUCGUUCUUCCACUGCCAAAAAAACUCGUGGCCCACAGUGGAGUUCGGCCGCGCCGGCACAUCAAGCAGCCCCUAUUCAGGGGUCAGGGCACUGCUUCCUUCGGGGAUGCAGAGUACUGUUUCAGGCUGCCGUCUCACACAUCGCCAACCCCUACAAAGCAACCGCAACCACCCCCACCUGCCCUCACUGCGACCGCACCUUCAACUCACACAACGGCCUGGUCGGUCACUUGCGAAUCCAUCGCACAGAGUCUGGCGAACCAGUGCCUGGAGCACCAACCUACACUCACCGCACUCGCCUCCACUGCCCACACUGCCCUCGCACCUUCACGCAUCGCAUGGGUCUAUUCGGCCACAUGCGCAUCCACGAGAGCGGAAUUGACCACAAUUCCGAUACAGCCACGACAUCCAACACAUCCACCACGCCCAGACCCAACCUCGCCCCACCGUCACACGCGCCGACCACCACCACCGCCACCACCAACACCACUGCUUCCUCUACAGCUGACACCGACACCGCCGACCUCUCAUGCCCACAUUGUCCACGCACCUUCACCUCACGCAUCGGCCUGGUCGGUCACUUGCGAAUCCAUCGCACAGAGACUGGCGAACCAGUGCCUGGAGCACCAACCUACACCCACCGCACUCGCCUCCGCUGCCCAAACGGCCCUCGCACCUUCACGAAUCGCAUGGGUCUAUUCGGCCACAUGCGCAUCCACAACAACCUGCGGUAGACAACCGCAGGUCACACCACACAUUCCCUCACUCCCUACCUCCUAACAUCAUCACCCCACUAGACGUCAACCCUCACACACCUCAUGCACUCAACUGCCGCCUCCCACGCAAGUGGGAAGUGUGCAUCUCGACUCGGUCCCCAUGCGGCCUCGGCUGCACGAGUGACUUGAGUCCGAGACUAUCCCGACACGUCAAGUGUCGUGGAAAGGAAAGUUGCUGAUUGACGCCCGUUCUCGGUUCACGCAGUUCGUCACGUUGUGUGUGUGUGUUGUGUGGAGUGGCGGACUGGUGGGCUGGGGACGGGCUGGAGCAGCACCUUCCACGGCCCUCUCACGCAUGUGAGAGACACGCCGUUCAACCCCCGUUGUGUGAAAUCCUGGUGUUUGUGUGUGUAUGGGGGGCCAGGUCGUGCUGUGGCGCGCGCAGGCAUGGUCAGUCGACCAUGUCAGCCACCGCGCCCAUUCCCCACUCCAGUCUACUGACCGGCUCGGACAGUGGCUGGGGUGUGGUAAUGGGAAGGGAGAGUGAGGUCGACGACUCAGCGCAUUUUCCUCACUAUAAUCAAUCUGACGCGCUUGAAGCUAUCACGGUGCGCUAAAAGCCGUGGCUUGGAAGGUUGCCAACUGACGGGGUACCUUGGACCUCCUCCUUCACUGGAGGCGGUCUGAGAGUCAGGCUGCAAUGGCUCCUUUUUAAUGUGGCCUUUAUGGCACUCCUACCACAGUGUGGGAUCCGAGCCAGGCGUUGGCGGCACGCCUAGGUGCGGCUUCGGCCGUGCCAGCCGUGUUGUGUUGGUUGAAAUCCUGGUUAUUGUUGUGUGGACCAGGGGGUGUGGUGGAACGCCAAGGUGAGGAUCCGUCCCAGCCAUCCACCUGCGGCCUCCCUCGUCUCCGGUCUUCUUGACUCUGUCUUGACACCGGGUCCAGGCGGGGGAGGAGGAGAGAGUGUAGGUAGAUGCUACGCAAGUCUACUGGCACUAUAAACCCCUGCGUAAGUCACCGUCCCUGCUCCCACCGCUGCUGCAGCUGUUGGGCACACGGUGGACAUCGUCGAAAUCGAUGGUCAAACUAUCAUGUGUGUGUGUGUGUGUGUGUGUGUGUGUGUGUUGUGUAACAAAGUGGUCAGUGGAAGUUAUUGACCAGGGGAUUUGAUGGUGCGCCUGGGUGUGAACUUUCGCCUUGCUAGCCACAUGCAUUCCGGUCAUGGCCGACCCAAGUUGUGGAGGAGGAGGAGAAGGAGAAGGAGGAGGGAGUGCGAUAGAUGCCGCGCAAGUCUGCUUUAAGUAUAAACUAAUUCACGCGCAAGUCAGCGUCCCUCCUGUGAAGCACACAGUAGACAUCAUCGGCAACGACGAUCGAGCUGUCAUUUGCGCGUGUCGGAGAGGAAGGGGUAAGUGAAAUCGACUUUCUCAGCACAUAUUCCUCACCAUCAGCAAUCUGAUGCGUUUUAAAUUGUUAGGGUGCCCAAAAAGCUGCAACUUUAAAGACUGCCAGUUGACAGGAUACCUGAACUCUCCCCACACGACGGAGAGUAAGGUUGCAAUGGCUACCUGCCAAUGUGGCCUUUAUGGCACUCACACUCAGUUUGAAUGUAAAUCAUCCUUCUUUUAAUGCCUUGCGGCAUCCUGGUUUUUCGCGUAGACCAGGGGAUGUGGUGGCACGCCUAGGCGCGGCUUCAUGUCCUGCUAGCCACUUGAGUCCUUUUCUCUCCCCCGUCUUCUGGACUCUGUCUUGAUACCGGGUUUAGUAUUGUAAGAAUGAGCGGGUGCGCAAGUGUCCUAUGGAAGUCUGCGAUUCCUUGUUCUCCGCCGCUUUAUCGCGCUGCCCUUCUGUCCGCCUCACUCCCCGCUGUCGAUUCACUGCUGGGUUCACGCGAGGCGUUUUAAUAGCCUCCCAAGUGCUCGCGGCCAAUCAACGCUGUCCCUUCUCUGUUUGGCUGGCGGAGUUGGGGGACAAGAGCCUUGAGGGCUGACGCAGACGAUGCAACUGGCCUGGGGAGACCGUUCGCGGCGACUGCUUGCAGAACCUUUGUUGUCCAACCCAAUCCGUCUUCCCUAACUUCGGAUUCGGAACUCUCUGUGUUGUCGACCGAUACACCAUCUCUCGACAAUUGGAGACUCCUUGAGAACAGCAACCUUCCGUCUGCCUAAUCUACGGUUUUUUUCGGGCUUUGACAAUGAGUAAUUUUCCACCGGAAGUGCGGCUUAUUUUGGCACCCACUUCUGACAUUCUUUCUGUCCCACAGUUGACCGAACGGCUCAUGGAGAUGGGCGGUUUUCCCAAGUCUUCACCUUCCGCUCUUUAAACUUCCUCAAUUGCGCCUGCGUCUCCUCCUUCGGGCCUGAAGUUCGAGCUUUCAAAGAUCGUUCAAGAUAUCGCUUCUCUUCAAGAACUGUCAGUCUCCUUAUCAUCUCGGAGCCCACCGAGGUCAUCUACCCCCGGCAUGUCCAGCCUACACAUUCAGCUCGCUCCAAAACAGCCACCACCCGUAGCUGCAUCUAUCCUUACUCCUUCAUCUCCCAGCAGAGCAAACGGAUAAGCUCGAAGGUUAGUGCAGCCAAUCUUCCUGGCAGAUCUAGCGCUGGUCGUACCAUCUGCGUCAGUAACAACCGGAGUGGCGGGGGUUUCUUGGUAAACACCGCUGAGCAGCUGAAUGUCAUUCCUCCCUGGCAUGCCGUUUGGACUCCGCAACACCCCUCAGGCCUUCCAAAGGUUCGCAGACAGAGUACUCCUUGGUCUAUCCCUUGUCUACGCCGAUAUCGAUGACCUACUGGUAGAUAGCUCUACCGUCGAAGAACACAUGGAGCAUCUUACAGCGGUGUUUGACCGCCUUUAACGAUUCGGCGUUUUUCUCAACCCGUCCAAGUGUGUCUUCGAUGCGGCCUCCCCAGAAAUUCUCGAGCACCUGGUUGAUCCCAGCGGCAUCCAUUCUCUUCCAUCGAAGUUUGCAGCCAUCCGUGAUUUCCCACCUUCAUCUUCCAAACGUCAGCUACAGCGAUUUCUGGACAUGGUGGAUUUCUACAGCCGGUUCCACCUGAAUUGUGCCAAAACCAUCCUGCUGUUCACGAUCCUCCUCUCGGGUCUCAAAGGUUGAUUCGAGCUUUCUGCAGACGCCCUCGUUGACAGUUAAGGACCACAUACGAGGAUCCGACCAAAGACUAUUAGACAUGGCAUUUGAUAAAAUUUAUGUUUCAACUUGUACGAACUGUGACACGGAUGCGUGAAGGCCUGAGAGCUAGUUGCCUGAACCUACUGUUUACCAAGAGCGAGGAAAGUGUUGAUGAAAUAAAUGUGUGUCGCCCCUAGGAUCUUGUGAUCACGUGACGCUAAUGUGGGAAUCAACACUCGUAGCUGUCCCCGAACGAAGCUCAGUCGUGAAGAAAUGUCUGGCGAAGUAAAUUUGAGGCAAUGGAAUCAGAGAUUGGACACACACUAUGAACAGAAGCAUUACGAGGAGAUGUCAACGAAUGCUGGACAACCUUCGCAUUAACUAUGAGAGACCUGAUUGAACGAUACCGUCCUCUCAAGAAACAUCCGACCGGAAACAAACCGAAAUGGUGGACAGCAUCGAAAACAUCCGAAAACAGCGCAAGUUGUGGAAAGUCUCCUUACAAACGGGGAGCCCAGAAAAAAUUCAAAACUUUAGGCAACAAUGAAUCUUAUGCAAAUGGCUCCUCCACAAAGUACGUGCUUUUUAUGAACUGAAACUCCUAGAAGAGGUAUAGAAAAAACCUGAAGCAUUUCAUGCCUACAUCAGGAGUAAUACGAGAAACCGAGACCAUCUUGCAACCUUAAAGGACAAAAAUAACCAAAUAGUGAGCGAUGACUUUAGAAAAGCCGAGUUUUUUUAGGAUUUUUCUGAAUCAUCCCCAGUCCUGUUCUCUGCCGCAGUUCGCCAACCAACCACUUAUAAACACAGUAUUAUUUACACGACAUCUAGUUUGGCCAAGUUAAAAAAUCUGGAUCCGGCCAAGUCGCCUGGACCAGACGAGAUCUAAAGGGUACUCCUACGUCAAAUAGCUGAAGUAGCAGCAGAACUACUCUGUAUAAUCUUCCAAAAAUCGCGGGAAGCUGGCAAACUUCCUGACACAUGGAAGAUGGCAAACGUCGUACCCAUCCACAAGGGAGGAUCACGGUCAUAUCCCACCAAAUAGCGGCCGAUUAGUUUGACAUGCAGUUGCUGCAAACUGAUGGAAAAUAUAGAUAAAAAUUUAAUUAAAUCGCUCGAUGCAUUCCGCUGUCACAUCAGUUCAGUUCGGCACGGCUUCUGUGAAAGGAGGUUCUGCCUCAUAAACCUGCUUACGUCGCUCGAACAUUGGUCGAUGGCCAUGGAUAAAGGGCAUCCAGUAGACGUCUUAUAUUUUGAUUUCAGCAAGGCGUUUGAUUGCGUUCCUAAUAAGCGCCUCGUUUAAAUUUUGUCAGGCGUAAGAAUGAAAGGCAAUCUUCGGAAAUGGAUUCAAGGUUUCUUAAACGGUCGUAGACAAAAAGUCACUACUGCUCAGAAUGGAUACCUGUUAAAAGUGGAGUCACAUACGAGUCAGUUCUUUGGUCGCUCCUAUUCAUUAUAUAUGUAAGUGAUCUAGUACGGAAAGUGAAAUCGGACCUAGCCUUCUUUGCAGACGAUCGUAAAUUUUGGAGGGUGAUAAAAGAUGAAAAAGACGCCAUGAUACUGCAAGAGGACGUAAAGAAUUUGCGGGCAUGGAGCAAGGAAUGAUGCAUGAAAUUCAACGUCAAAAAUACGCGGUAAUGCACGUAAUAUCAGCAAGGCGAAGAAAAAAUGCACCCACACGACAGUAUCCUCUUGCCAAUCAACCACUUAAAACCGUAGAUGUGCAAAAAGAUCCCGCUGUAUUCAUUAAAGACGAUCUAAGCGUCACCACGCAGUGUUCGAAAGUCGCAGCGCGGCAACGCCAGUCAUGAGCGCGAUACGCAGAACGUUUAUUAACUUGAAUGCAGAUUCCAUUGGCAAGGUAUAUGGGGCAUUUGUGCGGCCGCACCUGGAAUAAGCGGUACAGGCUUGGCGACCGUGGCUUCGGAAGGAUAUAGAUAUUCUUGAAGGUGUACAGGGACGUGCUGCAAAGGCUGUUCAUGAACUCAAAAAUCUUGCGUACGAGCAGCGACUGACGGCCUUACACCUCUUUCCCCUCCACUACAGGCAGGACAGAGGUGACCUCAUGGCAGCGUCUCAGUUGCUAAGAGGACUUGAUCUGGAUGUCGAUUGGAAAACUAUUUUUGAAAUGGCACCAGAGUCUUAUCUCAGAUGACACGAUUACCAAAUUAAAAAGGAACUGUGCCACACAAAUCAACUUUCCACCUUUUCUGCGAAAAUUCCCAUAUUACAAUUGAAGAGUCAAUUGGCAAACGUAUGUUUUCAGUAAUUCAUCAUCAGACCAGUACAUUUACAUGGGAAAUGAUCAGUCUAAUUGUCGAUAGGUUAUAAAUGCGUCUUGGAAGCAGGGUUUCCUCCUUUUCCUCGCAGAGGAUCAUUCGCCAAUGGAAUUCUUUGCCGGUGUAUGUUGUUAAUUCCUCUACCGUGCGUGUGUUCAAGAGACGUCUGGAUAAUUAUCUGUUGAAAGGCAACCCGAACUCCCCCAGCCCAUCUAGUGGGUUACUGAGAUGACUAUUACCAUACUACUAACUUGAAUUCAACAGAUCCUUUUGGGUGCAUUAACAUUGACCCAUAUGAAAAUUUCUACAAUGCGAAUUCAAUGACCUAUUUUUUCACCGUUAUUUCGCAAAUGCCAUACCCUUUCGCAUUUAUGUUCCGUUAUUAUAUUUAUGUAUUCUGCACACUAAAACUGCAUACAAAAGUUUUUUUAAUUUACAUAUCGUCUUUCACACCUGUACCGUUUAAAUGGAGUUUUCUGGGCUUCCGCCAUUUACUCCUAGUAUACUGACUGAUACUGACUGAAUGACUGACUGGCCGACGCCACCCUAAUAACGCAGUUUUAUUCCUGUACUCCCACUUCCCUCAUAGUUGACGCCUCCAAUGUCGCAAUAGACGCGGUUCUCCAACAGCACCUUGCAGGUAACACCCAACCCUCAGCUUUCUACUCCAAGAAGUUAUCAUCUGCCGGCACGCGCUACAGCACAUUUGGACGGGUGCUCCUUGCUGUCUUCCCCACCGCGAAACACUUCCCGCACUUCCUUGAGGGCAGGAACUUCACUGUCUUCUCGGAUCACAUGCCCCCUUCCUUCGUUCUCAAGUCCACUUCCGACAAGCUCAAAACCCGAGAAAUUCAUCAACUGGCCUACAUCUCGCAGUUCGCUUUAGACAUCCGCCACAUCGACGGGUCACACAAUGAGAUGGCUGACGUAAUGUCCAGGCCCUCCAUCGCACAUCUCCAACUUUUUCCCGAGAUCGACCUAGCUGAGAUUGCUGCCGAACAACGCCAUGUUCGUUCUCCGUGUGACGAGGACGCUUCUGGACUCCAACUCCAGGACCUGCCACUGACUACUGGCAACAGCAUCACUUUAUGCGACGUCUUCACCACCUCCCCCGUCCCUUUGUGCCGCCAGCCCUUCGUCGCAAGGUCGUCCCCUCCCUGCACGACCUAUCGCACCGUGGGAGUUGAGCUACCGACAAGCUGCUUUCCGACCGUUUCGUCUGGCCUGGGAUGCACAAAGAUUUCAAAGCAUGGACAUGGGCGUGUCUCAGCUGUCAGCAGAAUAAGCUUCAUGGGUACAACAAAGCUCGCAUCGGCACCUUCUCCAUUCCGGAUGCACGAUUCAGUCAUGUCCACCUGGACAUCGUAG
Molecule: messenger RNA, 7721 nt
Organism: Spirometra erinaceieuropaei
Lineage: Eukaryota; Metazoa; Platyhelminthes; Cestoda; Diphyllobothriidea; Diphyllobothriidae
Source: the annotation of a GenBank genome assembly